GGAGCCGGGAGCUGCCGUUUUGUCGGCUAAAAUCUCAUAUAUAUUGUUUUCUUAAAUUUUUCAUUGUACUUAAUUCGAGUGUUUUGUUUUUAUUAAUAUAAUCCAAGGACACGCUAGGCAUCGGUGUCAGAAGUCAAAGUGCAAACUAUCAGAUAUGACAAGUAUUCAUCAUUUUCCGAGGCAAUAACAUUUUUGUCAUUAAUUAGCGAUGAUUACUCGCGCCGGGAAUAAACUUUCUGAAACUGGGCUCAUUGCUGUUCCAAGUACUGUACUAUUAUAUAUCUGUACAUACAAUACACGUAUACAGUUAGAUACACAGUAAGUUUAGAUGGGUUUCUGACAUUAUUUAACAAUACAAAGACAUAGAAUUGUGACAAUGAAACGUAAAGCCACAAGUUUUACAAGUGAUACCAACAAGUCAGCGACUGCGAGUAAACAUCAUUGGUCGGCUGGUUUACUUAAAUCAAUAGAGGAUCCUGAAUGUAAAGUCAAAGAAGACGAUAAAAUAAUUGCCAUCAAAGAUAAGUACCCUAAAGCGCAAUUUCACUACUUGGUUCUACCGAAAGAGGACAUUCUCUCUAUAUGGCAUGUCAAAAAGGAUCACCAAGAUUUGCUUACGCAUAUGCACAAUAUUGCAUGUGACCUGGUAAAAGUCCAAGUGGAUCAUGAAUUCAUCAUAGGUUAUCACGCGAGGCCAACUAUGCAGAGGCUGCAUUUACACGUAAUAAGCACGGAUUUUAAUAGUCCUUGUCUUAAAACAAAGUACCAUUGGAAUUCUUUUACAACACCAUUUUUCUUAUAUUCGUCAGAUGUAUGUCGUCAAUUGCGCGAAGAGGGCGAAAUCAAAAAGGUUUCUCCGCAGAAGUGUACAGACUAUCUGCAGACAAAACUGAAGUGUCACAAAUGCUCAACACAGCCGAAAAAUAUGCCAGAUUUGAAAAGGCAUUUAUUAACACACAUCGAUAAAUGAAAACAAUAAAGAAUAAAAUAUAGAAUGUACAGGUAAUUUAAGACUUUUAUGUAAUAAAAAAAAUAUGAAUUGUCUCUAGAAAAUAAUUCUUUCUCAAUAUCUUUAUAUCAUUAAACAGCUUGCAACCCAGAAAUAUUUAGUAUAACGCAAUCGACAAGCAAAAAAAGUAUGUUACAUUAUUAU
Molecule: messenger RNA, 1153 nt
Organism: Temnothorax curvispinosus
Lineage: Eukaryota; Metazoa; Arthropoda; Insecta; Hymenoptera; Formicidae
Gene: Aptx
Product: aprataxin
Exons: 4
Coding region: 377-970 (197 amino acids)
Biological process (GO): double-strand break repair; single strand break repair
Cellular component (GO): nucleus
Molecular function (GO): double-stranded RNA binding; single-strand break-containing DNA binding; DNA 5'-adenosine monophosphate hydrolase activity
Source: RefSeq, a predicted model, not a curated record